UGAAAGAGAUGGUGGUGAUGGAGCCAUGGCAUCUACAUGCAUGAUUAUCAUGUAUAUAUAAUGGUAUAUAUAUAUAUAAUAAAAAGAGGAAGAUAGAGGUCAUUUUCUUAUCUUGGUGUCUAAAGCAAGGAUGGCUCUGAUUCAAGUGGUGCUGGUGAAGGUCUCUUAGAGAUUUAAUUAGUGACUUUAGAACCACCAAUAUGAGACUUAAAGUGCAUGUCUCUUUUGGCACUAAAAGCCAUGGAGAUUUUCAUGAGAAGAAGAAGAAGAAGAAGAAGAGAUCAUCAACUCUCUUGCUGUUCUAUUAGCUCUUCUUCUUCUUCUUCUUCUUCUUCUUCUUCUUCUUCUUCUUCUUCUUCUUACUUUCCAUUAAACAUGUCUUCUUUUCUUUCUCUUUUUCUUCUUCUUCUUCUUCUCUUUGUUUCUUGUGAUGCUUUCAAUCACACUAGCUCAAGAAGGAUCUCUUCUCUAAAGCUUGCCAGGAUUCAGAAACAUUUGGAUAAGAUCAAUAAACCUCCUGUGAGAUCAAUCCAAAGCUUGGAUGGAGAUAUAAUAGAUUGUGUACACAAGCAUAAACAACCAGCACUUGAUCAUCCAUUGCUAAAGAACCACAAGAUUCAGAGAGUGGCACCAGAGAAGCCAAAGUUUAAAGAUGCCAGGCAUCCAAGAAACUACACAGAUACCAUUAAAAAUGCUUGGCAGACAUGGCACCACUCCGGCCACUGCCCAAAGGGCACGGUACCAAUACGGAGAAGCUCGGUCGACGAUGUCUUGAGAGCCAAGUCCUUAUAUCAUUACGGCAAGAAACAACGCCGUCCCCGGCCUCUCGCUCGAUCAAUCGAUGCUCCUGAUGUUGUCAGUGGCAAUGGCCAUGAGCAUGCAAUAGCAUACACUGGAGAAUCACAAGAAGUUUAUGGAGCUAGAGCAACUAUAAAUGUUUGGGAUCCAUCCAUUGAAGUUGUGAAUGAGUUUAGUCUUUCUCAGAUCUGGAUCCUUUCUGGUUCUUUUGAUGGUUCUGAUCUCAAUAGCAUUGAAGCUGGUUGGCAGGUCAGCCCUGAGCUUUAUGGAGACAGCAGGCCGAGGCUGUUUACUUACUGGACAAGUGAUGCUUAUGAAGCAACAGGAUGUUACAACCUCCUAUGUUCUGGUUUUGUGCAAACAAAUAACAAGAUUGCCAUUGGAGCUGCCAUUUCCCCUGUUUCAGCUUUCUCUGGCAGCCAAUAUGAUAUCUCCAUCCUCAUUUGGAAGGAUCCAAAGGUGGGGAAUUGGUGGAUGAGCUUUGGAGACAACACACUGGUGGGGUACUGGCCAGCAGAGUUAUUUACUCACUUAACCGACCAUGCCAGCAUGGUAGAAUGGGGUGGUGAGGUUGUCAACAUGAAGCCCAAUGGGGCCCACACUUCCACACAGAUGGGUUCCGGCCACUUCGCCGACGCCGGCUUUGCUCAGGCCAGCUACUUCCGCAACCUUGAACUAGUUGAUGCUGAUAACAGUCUUAGCUCAGUCCAGUCUAUCUCCACACUUGCUGAGAAUACCAACUGUUAUAAUAUCAUUAGCUCUUCUAAUCAAGACUGGGGAACUUUCUUCUACUUUGGAGGACCUGGCAACAACCCUAAAUGCCCUUAGAACUUUCCAUCUUUCUCUACUUUAUUUUUACUUUUAUUUUUUUCUUUCGUUCUUUGAGUUAAUCAAUUAUUAACCACUGCUAAUUCUUGUUUUUUUUUUUUAUUUCACUUUUAAGUUGAUGGAUGAAAUGUGAAAAAGAAAAAGGUUAUAUUAA
Dioscorea cayenensis subsp. rotundata (Guinea yam) is the source of this 1780-nucleotide messenger RNA. RefSeq lists its product as uncharacterized. Lineage: Eukaryota; Viridiplantae; Streptophyta; Magnoliopsida; Dioscoreales; Dioscoreaceae. The coding region runs from base 217 to 1626 and encodes 469 amino acids. The transcript has 7 exons. The record is from RefSeq and is a predicted model, not a curated record.